ACUGCGCCCUCGUGGCUGACCGAGACACCCUCCACCACCUGAGCGCGACACCUGACGCCGCUCGCUAGACAAAGACGGCUGCCUCGGAGACGCGAAGAAAGAGAAUAGAGGACCUCCGAGCCUGCGCAUCCAAGGCUGCAUAGGUCGCCGGCGAUCGUGCGCCUUUUAAUCAACCUCACAGCGCUUACGCUCGCCUCCGCGUCCGACUUCCUACAGCAUGCCGCCCUACCUCUCACCGCUAUACCUUGUCGAACCCUCCCUGCCGGCGCACUGCGAGCCCGCGAACGACUUCCUCUACAAACUCUCCGCGACCUUCCACUCGUGCGUCCCUACGAACCUCGCCUUCAUCUCUACCCUGCUCGGGACAUGCAGCAUCAUAUCGUGGCUGUUCGCGCAGCUGCCGCAGAUAUACAAGAACCACAAGCUGAAGUCGACGUCGGGCCUCAGCAUAUUCUUUCUAGGGGAAUGGCUGCUGGGCGAUCUGUCGAAUCUGCUCGGCUCCAUCUUCACUAACCAGGCGACAUGGCAGGUCAUAAUCGCGAGCUACUACGUCUUUGUCGACUGCGCAUUAUGCGGGCAAUGGAUAUGGUAUGCGCUCCUGAAGCACGGUAGGCCGCUUCGGCCCAUAUGGGGGCGUUAUAAGAGCUCGAGCGAUGGUUCUGCCAGCGAUGCCACUCCUCCCGCUCCGAGGAGUCCUGACAAGAAGGAUGGUUCUCCGCUUAACAGCCCACGAAAUAUCCCGCACCGUUCGAACCCCAUGGAUGCUUUCCGGAUACCCAACUUUGCACGCUCGCCGAGCUCGACCAAGGAGUCCUGGCAGAAUACGCCUCCCUCUGGAACGCCGACGAAUAGAGACCUGCGACGGGUUGCAGCUUCUAGCUCACCCAUGCCCUCAAUAUCGCCCAAGACCGUCCUUUACAUCUCCCUCAUCCUCGCUGUUCUCUCUAACACGUCCACCGCGACUCCCGUCAGCCCGUUCGCUCCAGCCCCGUACCAUAAUAACCACAUAUCUGUCCAAUCCGAUGCACCACCAUCCGCCUCCGCAAUCGCAGGCAAAAUCCUCUCCUGGAUGAGCACCCUGCUCUACCUCGGAUCCCGCCUCCCGCAGCUCUACAAGAACCACGUCCGCAAGUCCACGGCCGGGCUCAGCCCCACGCUCUUUGCAGCCGCCUUCUUCGGCAACCUCUUCUACUCGAGCUCGCUCCUCACCAACCCGAACGCGUGGAACGACUUCGCUCCAGGAGAAGGCUCCGGAUGGGUCGGCCCGGAAGGCAGCGUGCGCGCAGACUGGGUGCUCCGCGCAACGCCAUUCUUCCUCGGCGCGGCCGGCGUGCUCAUCAUGGACGCGGCCGUCGGCGUGCAGUUCUGGUACUUUGGCGAGAACGAGCCGCGCGGCCGAGGCAAACGCCGCGACGAAGAAAUCAUCGUCGUGCUCACUGAUGACGGGGCCCGUAAGAAGCGCCGGUUCCGCUGGCGCCGCGCGAGCGGCUGGAUGAGAGGAUGGGUGCCUGCGGUCAGCGUUGCUGGAACGCCGAGUGCGAGUCGAGCGACGACGCCCGCAGAGACGCCGCAGCGGGGUUUGAGUCCCAGCCCGAGUUCAGAGAGCAUACCGAUCCGGGGAGCGCUGGAUGAGGCUCGGGCGUUGCUGGGGACGGAGAGGCAUGCGAGUCCGAGGAGUUAUGGGGGUGUUUCUGGGUCUCCGAUGCGCUGAUCAUGGGUUGGUAUUGAAGCAUAUUACUAGAGGGCAUUUGCAUAUGACACAGAUGGCGUUAGAAGCGUUGGACUUGUAUGGUUCAUGGCAUGGCAUUAGCAUUUG
This is a messenger RNA of Trematosphaeria pertusa, 1816 nucleotides long. RefSeq lists its product as uncharacterized. The record is from RefSeq and is a predicted model, not a curated record. NCBI's taxonomy places the organism in Eukaryota, Fungi, Ascomycota, Dothideomycetes, Pleosporales, Trematosphaeriaceae. The transcript has 2 exons. Bases 218 to 1711 code for a protein of 497 amino acids.